CUUAAUAAAGCUCCUCUGUUCCUCAAAGGCGGCCGUUUCUUGAAUCUUUAUUUUUUUAAAUUGCCCACCCCACCGGGUCACUCUCUGAUCGAUCUACAAUUCCCAGCUUGCUGGGGACAACAAUGGCAGACUCGGCUUGUCUUAUUCAAGCUUUCUCAUACGCUUCUGCGACGCCCAAUGAAGCCAAACAGGGGAACGCCAUUCACGCGCUGGGAGAAUCCAUAUCUUUCGGCCGGUUCAUGUCGGAGUCUCUGGCUUGGGAGAAAUGGUCCGCCUUCGCCCACAACAACAGCGGCAGCAACAAGUAUGUAGAGGAGGCCGAGAGCUAUGCCCGACCCGGUUCCGUCGCCCAGAAGAAGGCUUUCUUCGAGGCCCAUUACAAGAGAAUCGCUGCCAAGAAAGCAGCAGCCGCCGCGUUGGCCCUUGAACAAGCCAAUGCCUGUGCGGCAGCCGGUGGCGACGAGGAAGAAAGAAGCACUCAAGCCGACAGUGAUGUCCGGGCCGGAGACGAGGCCCAAGAAACAGCUUCUUGUUCAGAAGAGGUCAGCGAAACGCCCCAAAUGGAGAGACCCUUGUUAAAGAGCUGUUCGAAGAAAAAAGAAGUAGAGGAAGAAGAAGAAGUUUCAUCAGCUCCUGUCAUCACUAAGAAAAGACCAGCCCCUUCUACUCUGAAGAUGCAGAUUCAUGGCAACGCUCGGAAUAAAGUUCCACCGCCUCCUCCUCCGCUCACGGCAGCAGUGCGGCCCACCACCAUACAAACUCCUCCAAACAAGAAAGAAAACAUCACAGCCGCCACCCCAAAAAGGAUACCUCCAGCAGUGGUAAAAAGUUGCAGUUCAUCACUCUCCCUCAAUGCUGCCAAACCCAAUCCACCUUCGAAACCUCUCAGCUCCCUGCUGAAUCUAACUCCGCCGCCAGCCAAAGAACCCCCGCCGCCUCCUCCAACAAACAAGGACAUCAUCCCUCGGUGUGCUCCCAAGAAAUGCUCAACACCUAUUCUCGGGAUGAUGACUCCAAUGCAGCAGGAAAAGCCAGUUAAUCCCGCAUCAGCUUCAAGAAGUUCUAAAACAUCUGCCCCCAAGUGGCACCUUCUAACUUCAGUUUGCGCCAAGUCAUUGACGGCCUGCCGGAAUAAACUGCGCUCCCCUUAUACUAAUACUAGUCUAACACCCACCCCUUUCCGCCUAAGAACAGAAGAAAGAGCCACUGCAAGAAGGAAACAAAAACUGGAAGAGAAAUUCAAUGCCAACAAGGUGGAGGAGGUGGAGGUACAGAAGGUGCAGCUGCAAACCAAAAUGAAGGAGAAAGCAGGGACGGAGCUAAGGAGGAAACUGGGUCAAAGCUUGUGUUUCAAAGCCCGCCCUCUCCCUCACUUUUAUCAUCACAAGGAUGAUACAACAAGAAGAGGAGAAGAAGUUCCACCACCACCACAACCACCUGCUGCAAAGCGUCAACAAUCCCCUAAGAAACCGGGAGCGACACUGCAGCCUCCUUCUGCUCAACCCCUUGCAAGAAAGAGUCGACCUAAAGGCCCCCAUCAUGCAAGGAAAGUCAGGAGUUCACAAGAAUCGUGAUACCUCCUCAGAGCGCUGCCUUUAAGAGAAAAAAAAAAAAACUAAGAACACAAGAACUAUGCUGAUGAAUGUAGUGUAGAAAAUGCUAACUUGUUGCGCCCGGAUUAAUUGUUGCUUGACAAUUGCCAUCCAUCCAGGGUUAUUACAAAUUUAGAAUCAAGGAGACAUGUAUAA
Molecule: messenger RNA, 1748 nt
Organism: Cuscuta campestris
Lineage: Eukaryota; Viridiplantae; Streptophyta; Magnoliopsida; Solanales; Convolvulaceae
Source: the annotation of a GenBank genome assembly